This is a messenger RNA of Closterium sp. Yama58-4, 2838 nucleotides long. The record is from the annotation of a GenBank genome assembly. NCBI's taxonomy places the organism in Eukaryota, Viridiplantae, Streptophyta, Zygnematophyceae, Desmidiales, Closteriaceae.
AUGAACUCCGACUACAAGGUGCUUGCCUUAUGCCUCGCCAAUCACCUUCAACGCGUGCUUCCGCACAUUAUUCACCCAUCCCAGACUGCCUUUAUUAAACGUCGUAAAAUCGGCGACACUAUCAACGAUACUCUUGAUAUUAUGGAUUGGGCUUCGUACUCCCGCACCCCCCUCCUCGCUCUCACUGUCGACUUUCGUAAAGCAUACGAUCUCGUUGACCGAGAUUUUCUCCUGCAGUCUCUUUCCCACCUGGGCCUGCCCUCACCAUUUGUCCACUGGGUGCGCCUCAUGCAUUCCGGCACCUCCACUUGCUUUGCCGUCAACAACCUUGCGGGCCCGCUCUUUCCCGUCCACACUGGUGUUCGCCAGGGCUGCCCACUGGCUCCCCUCCUCUUUGUCUGUGUCAUUGAGAUUUUCCAUCGAUCCGCGCCCUCUCCAUCCAACGCGCGCUACGACGAUUCGGGGUGUCCCCCUCUGAGGAAUGUCGUCGCCCUCCCCUUCGGCACCCAUGCUUUCCUUUCCCACCCAGCAAUUCUUCAUCCUAAGGUUCUGUCCCCGUCUAUCCCCCAACGUGCUCUCGCAGAACUCCGCGCCUUUUUGUCUAUGUCACCCACUGUCCUACCCCCUCGAAUGUCACCUCUCUGCCUGCUUGCCGAACCCACAGCCUUCAAUCGCUUCAUCCUUAAACCCAACGGAAAGCCCUUCGGCCUUAUCCGCCGUGAAAAGUUCCUACUUACACAGCAGGUCCGCCUUGGCGACAUUUGCAAUGCCACGAUCAAUGGCUUGGAACCCAUCCCUCCGGAAGUCUUCUCUGUCAAGUUCCCACCCUCCCGUUUUCAAUCUGGUCGUCGUGUCCUACGCGAACUCGUUGCGGCUAUCCCCCCUUCUUGGUCGUCAGCGCUCCGUGCCCCCACCAGUGCUGCGGCAUCGCCUGGGGAUUGGCUCAUCCUUUCUCAGGAACUCCACUCCAACCCUACCCUUGCAUUGCAGGUCUCCUCCUUCACCCCGCCGCACACUCUCUCUGUGACCUUCUUCCGGAUCCUUCCACACAGUCUCAUCGAUCGGACCCCCAUCGGCUCCGGCAUUGUUCACAUUAAGAACGUUGCGGCCAUGCAUACCCUGGAUCGCUGGGUGGCAGGGCCGUUCCAUACAGGUGCAGGGCUAGGCGCGCGCUUGGAGCUUCUUCACGACGGCUUCCCAGAUCUCGCAUCCAUCCGUCGUCUUCUCUACUCGCAGCAGCAGCUGGACCACGAGCUUCGUUGGACACGCGCACUCACAUCCUCUCCUCCUUUUUUUCCUAACCUCACCCACUACUUUCUUCGGGAGCAACCCAGCCUGCAACUUGACCUCCUUUUCCGCCUCUAUACCCGAACCCUCCCUUCAGGCGUGCGGUUCCAGUUCGCCAAUGACAGUGGUCGCUGCUCUCUUUGUGCAUCUGGAGAACUUGAGACCAUCCCUCACAUCUUCCUCACCUGUGGUAUUGCUCCAGCUGUUAUAUCCUCGCUUGGCUCGGCUGCUCGACGUCACCUCGGCUGUUCGCCCCCGGAUGAGCUUCUCCUUUUUCCUCUCCGUGAGAAAGUUGGACAAUCCGCUCCCUGGAGUCUUCUCGUCGGCGCGGCUGCCAAGGGAAUCUGGAAUGCACGGUGUGAAAGAAAGUUCCACGAGUCAUCUUCCACCAAGUUUGAAGCACUUCAAUUAAUCCUCGCUCAGUUCCUCCUUGCCUUCAAGAUCUUUCUAUGGAGAAGCGACGGGCCUCUCGCCCCCACUCGCCCCGAGAGUGCCGCUAGUGGCGCUCAGACCGACGGACCCGUCGCAUCCCCUUCGCUUCUCCGCGCGCUUCAUUCGACGGUUGAGUCCACUCAGCUUUCCGCCCCUCAUGCCUCCGCCCCUCAUCCCUCCGGCUCCGCCCCUCAUGUCUCGCGUUCCUUCUCAACUGCCGCGCUGUCGCCCCUCGCCGCGGGGUUGAGCACGAGCGCCGCCAGCAGCGUUCCCCUGCCCGUGCAGCACGGAGCGUCAACGAUGCGCGCCGCCGUGAUGCGCGAGGUGGGCGCGCCGCUGCGCGUGGAGCUGCUGCGCAUCCCGCGCCCCCAGGCGGGCGAGGUGCUCAUCAAGACGCGCGCGUGCGGCGUGUGCCACACGGACCUGCAUGUGAUGCGCGGGCACGUGGCGUUCCCCGCGCCCUGUGUGCUGGGCCACGAGGUCAGCGGGGAGGUCGUGGACCAUGGCGCUGGCACUGAUGCCGCCACCAUCGCCAGGCUGCCAGUGGGGUCACGAGUGGUGGCGGCCUUCAUCAUGCCCUGCGGCUCCUGCUUCUUCUGCACCCAUGGGCAGGAGGACAUAUGCUCCACCUUCUUUGCAUUCAACCGCCUGCACGGCACGCUCUACGAUGGCCACACACGCCUCUUCUCCGCCCACCCCUCUGGUGACCGCAUGCCUGCCUACCUGCCAGGGACGCUCCUCUUGUGCAUGGGCGGGCUGGCGGACUACUGUGUGGCGCCCGCCUCCGCCGUGGCGCCACUCCCCCCCGCGCUGCCGCUGCCCGAGGCGGCCGUCAUGGGGUGUGCGCUCUUCACUGCCUUCGGAGCGCUGCGCCACGCGGGGGACGUGCGGGCAGGCGACACCGUGGCGGUGGUGGGGGCGGGUGGCGUGGGCGGCAGCUGUGUGCAGGUGGCGCGCGCCAUGGGGGCCGCGAGCAUCGUAGCGGUGGACGUGGCGGAGGGCAAGCUGCAGCGCUGCCGUGCGCUGGGCGCCACCCACACCGUCAAUGCUGCCAAAGAGGACGUGGUGGAGGCCAUCAGGGUGGGUGCACCUUGCUGCUGUCUCACGGGUGGGGUAUAG